AAAGUGCUCUUCUGGUGGAAAAAUAUAAAAAUUAAAAGAUUGCAACAUGCGGUUAAUUUUGAUUUCAAUUUUGCUGCACUAUGUGUUGUCAAUUAAUGCCGAAAAUAUUUAUUCCAUUGUGGCGGCAAAGAACAUUCGACCCAACAGUCCUUUCAACGUGGCCGUUACCGUGCACAGCGCACAUGGUCCUACUUAUAUGACACUCAGCAUUAAAGGACCCUCAUUUGAUGUAAAAAAGAGUUUGGUGGUUCCACCCAUGACCUCGCAAAACGUUGCCUUCGAUAUCCCGAAGAUCACCAAUGGUGAUUACCAGCUAAUAGCCCAGGGUGUAGGGGGUAUAGUGUUCCAGAAAUCCGAAAGUCUGCAAUUCGCCGACGACAAGGACUGGAUCUACAUCCAGACGGACAAGGCCACCUACAAGCCCAGCGAUGCUGUGCAGUUCAGAGUCCUCUUCCUGAAUAGGCGUACCCAACCUGCCACGAUCGACAAGCCAAUUACAAUUGAGAUCCACGACGGAGCCAAUAACAUGAUCAAAAAGUGGGAGAAUGUCAAGCCGACCAAUGGCGUUUUCACCGAAAAACUGCAGCUAUCCGAUCAGCCGGUGCUCGGAAACUGGACGAUGACAGUUAAAGUCCAGGACAGGGGCCAGCAGUCAAAGUCGUUCGUGGUGGACACGUAUGUGAUGCCGAAGUUCGAGGUUAAGGUAAUUACCCCCAGGAACAUUGUGAAUAGAGCUGGGAAAAUUACGGCUACGAUAAAGGCCACGUACACCUUUAAAAAGCCUGUGAAGGGCACACUCGUCGUCUCGUUGGAGGGCAGUGGGACUGAGAGGACCCUGCCGAUCGAUGGAGCGGUGAACGUGGAGUUCCCCUUUGCGGCCACUGCGAAAAGUCCUCUGAAAAUUAUUGCCACUGUUACGGAGGAGCUGACGGACCUGAAGCACAACGGCACCGCCCAAGUAAAUCUCCAUGAGCAUCGCUACCAGCUGGAGGAAUACCUUUGGCCUACUACCUACAUUCCAGGAAAAAAUUAUACCAUUCGCACUGUAGUCAGGAAUUUGGACGGUUCUCCUGUUUUAAACUCGCCAAUGAAAGUUAUGCUUGACGUGUUGUGCUGUCAGAAUAAUAGGACAAAAGAAUCUACCUUUCCGAAAAGUAUCGCCAGCCACACAUUUAUCUUUCCCGAUAAUACAUGCAAAAGUUGCCUUAUUACUGCUAAAUUGGAGAACGCUGCCGAUUUCAAGCAAUAUACAUAUAAGCUGGAGAAAUCACUUAAGAUCGAGGUUAUUACUAACAAACCCAAACUAAGGCAGCCGCUAACAAUCAAUGUUGUCUCCGAUAACUAUCUUCCCUAUUUCAUGUUGGCGAUAGUCGCACGGGGUAACAUCAUCAUUAACCGAUAUAUACAAGUGGAAGAAGGACAAUUUAGUAGGAAUUUAACAUUUUUGCCCUCUUUCGACAUGGUGCCCCAAGCCACCAUUAUUGUCCAAUAUGUUGUUAAUGGAGAGUUGCAUACCGCCGAGAAAACUGUCGACAUCGAAAAGGACUUUGGCAACACGAUUGAAAUUACAGCACCGGAAGAAACCGAGCCCAAGCAGAAUGUGAGCCUCAGGGUUAAGACCGACCCCAAUUCCUUCGUUGGUCUUCUUGGAGUGGACCAGAGUGUACUGCUUCUUAGAUCUGGCAACGACCUCGACCGGAACCAAAUAUUGAACAAUCUCCUCAAAUACUCGACCGAUGUGGUGACCAUAACCAAUGCAAAUAUUUACAUCGAUAAAGAGAGCGGUGGCUGUUAUACUAAUCCUGAUGACCUGAAGAAAUGUUAUGCCUUCCCUCCCAGUCGAAGCUCAGGUAUUAAAUCGGGACCAGAAAAGAACUCAGCUCCUACUGCCGUUGGAUCAACCAAAACGCAAGGUACACCUCCAGCGAUUCGUAAGCUGUUCCCUGAAACCUGGUUUUUUGAUGAUAUAUCAGACGUGGGUGACAAUGGUGAAAUUUAUGUGCCCAAAACGAUGCCGGAUACGAUGACCUCCUGGGUGAUCAGUGGCUUCUCUUUGAACGCCAAGACGGGCCUUGCCGUGACGAGGGACCCAACCUUUGUUCGUGUGUUCCAACCGUUCUUUGCAACCACCAACCUCCCCUACUCAGUGAAGCGGAAUGAAGUGGUAGCCAUUCCCGUGCUGGUGUUCAACUACCUGGGUGGACCUGUCCGGGCCACUGUAUCGAUGGAUAACUCUGACAGGGAGUACGAGUUUGUUGAGGCCACCAGUGCGAAUGUGACCAAGGAGCUUCUGCACCUGCGAAGGGAGAAGUCGCUUUAUAUACCCGCCAACACCGGACGCAGCAUAUCGUUCAUGAUCCGGCCCAAGAAAAUAGGUCUGAUCACUCUGAAGAUCACCGCACUCGCGCCAAAUGCCGGCGACACUAUUCAUGAAAGACUUAAGGUAAAGGCCGAUGGCGUAACAAAGUACGUCAACAAAGCUGUAUUGAUUAACGUUCAACGGUUGCAUCGUCGUCACACAAUGUUUAUGCCACAACGGACGAUAACGGUGGAGCAACCCGAAGAGAUUGUACCAGGUACAAUGGUCGUAGGUGCGGCAGUGGCCAAGACCAUCCAGGCGCCACAGCUUGAUAACCUCAAUGGCCUGGUUCGGGCGCCAUACGGCUGCGGGGAGCAGAACAUGAUGAACUUCGUGCCCAAUGUCCUGGUGUUGGGCUACUUGGAGAACCGCAAAAACAAAAAUCCCGCGUUAUCGGCCCAAGCUAAGACAUAUUUGGAGACUGGCUACCAGAGAGAACUGACCUACAAGCGAGACGACUGGUCCUUCAGCGCCUUUGGCCAGAGUGAUCCUGCGGGAAGCACUUGGCUAACAGCAUAUGUGCUGCGUUCCUUCCACCAGGCACAAAAGUUCGUGUAUAUUGACGACUACGUUAUGUCAAGAGGCCUCGACUUUCUGGAGUCCCGGCAGGUUGCUAGUGGCGAGUUCCCGGAGCGGGGAAGGGUCAAUAACAAUAGCCAUGGCAGCCCCUUAGCACUUACUUCAUUCGUCCUGUUGGCCUUCUUCGAGAACAAGGAAUACAUGAACCGAUACCAGAAAUUGAUUGACAAAGCCGUUCAAUUUGUGGCCCAGAAGGUGGACCAGACAAAUGAUCCAUACGAUCUGGCCAUCGCCGCUUUGGCGCUCCAGCUGGCCAAAAAUAGCAAGGCCGAACAGGUCCUGAUCUCGUUGGAAAGCAUGGCCAAUAAAAGUGGAGAUCGCAAGUGGUGGACCAGGUCGGACAACAGCGUCAGCAACGACGUCGAGACCACUGCCUAUGUGCUGCUCGCCCUUUUGGAGAAAGAAUCGAUGGAUUCAACGGAUCAGAUUGUCAAUUGGCUGAUCAGCAAGCGAAACAGCAACGGUGGCUUCGCCUCGUCCCAGGACACAGUAGUCGCCCUCAUGGCCCUGACCAAGUACGGGAUCCAAAGCGAAAAACCGACGAACGUCAAUUUUCGAAUCGAUACCCCGCCCAAGAAAACCAUAGUCAUCACGGACGACUCAAAUUGGAACACAAAGAAUAUCCCGCUUCCGGAUGACACUCGGGAUGUUAAGUAUUCGGCCUCAGGAAAUGGUCGCGUUCAAUUCCAGAUACAGUACCGCUUCAACGUGGCCACCAAGGAGAAGGAACCCAGCUUCAAGUUAACAACAAUAGCUAAGAAAUCGGACAAACAACGUAUCGUUUUGGACAUUUGCGGCGAGUAUACUCCAGUUGAAGAUUCCGACAAGGGCAAGCCUACCAACAUGGCGGUAAUGCAGAUCAAAUUGCCAUCCGGCUAUGUGAGCGAUCCAGAGUCCUUCGCAAAUAUCAAGGCCAUCGCUGAUGUGAAGCGCGUGGAGUCAUUGAAAGCGGACACCCAGAUUGACAUCUAUUUCGAUCGUCUGUUGCCCAAUGUCCGCAAGUGCAUGACCGUUAAGGCGAUCCUCAACCACCCGGUGGCCAACCUGAGGCCGUCGUAUGUCAUCCUCUACGACUAUUACCAAAAGGAGCGCAUCGCCACCGAGUACUACAACGUGGAGUCCUCCCUGUGCGACGUCUGCCACGGCGAAGAGUGCGGAGACGAAUGUCUUUGAAAGAUUAAAACGCUUCAUAGAAGAUUUAUUUCCAUUCAAGUUUUUUAUUCGAUUUCGAAGCAUAUAUGUAUGCAGAACAAUCAAUUAUGUACACUGUUCAGUUAUAUAUGUAUUAUACAUAUUAAAUAUAUUGUUCUAUAAUUGAAAUAA
This is a messenger RNA of Drosophila rhopaloa, 4261 nucleotides long. Its product is annotated as CD109 antigen-like. NCBI's taxonomy places the organism in Eukaryota, Metazoa, Arthropoda, Insecta, Diptera, Drosophilidae. Gene Ontology annotation, cellular component: extracellular region. Bases 47 to 4111 code for a protein of 1354 amino acids. The record is from RefSeq and is a predicted model, not a curated record. The transcript has 9 exons. Gene Ontology annotation, molecular function: endopeptidase inhibitor activity.